This is a messenger RNA of Oldenlandia corymbosa var. corymbosa, 2520 nucleotides long. Lineage: Eukaryota; Viridiplantae; Streptophyta; Magnoliopsida; Gentianales; Rubiaceae. The record is from the annotation of a GenBank genome assembly.
UAUGUUUUGAUAAUGACUAUACGACUUUGACUUGAUUCCGGCUAUAAAAGCUUCGUGGUUUCUCUCGAUCAGCUCGACCCCCCGCCUCCUCCUUCCCCACCCGCCACCCCCAAAAAUUCUCCAAAGGCGAAAAAACUUUUUUUUCCCCAAAGUUCAAAACUUUUUAUUAUGAUUUUUAUGUCUCCCGAAUCACAUUGAGGUUCUUCAGAUAAGAGUUUGAAGAUUUGCAUAAUCUCCGCCAAUCCGGGCUUGGGUGAUUUUUGUCUUUUAUUCUUUUUCCCCUCCUUCUGAUCUGAUUUUUGGGCAUCCCGCAUAGCUGAUUAGGUAAGUCACUCAUCUUUUGUACUCCGUUUCCAGUCAUAUUCUAUAUAUCAUCAAGAUGUUGUUGUAUUACAUUUUGGUUUAUUUUUCUCUCUUUAUGUAAUAAGUAAAGCUGGAAGUUCUACUACUCCCUCAGUUCCCCAGAAAAGAAAAGGUAAAAAAAGGAAACUUCAACAAAUUGGACUAUUGUUUUCUGGGACUGAGGGAGUAUUAUGUUUGGAGUUUUCAAUCCCCCAGUUAUAUGUGUUAUCUGAUAUUAUUUGAUGAUACAAGUAAUUUCGUUUCUAUUGCUUAGUGUGGGCUUCCAACCUUUCAGUUCCGUGUAUGAUUGUUAAGAUGGGUAAAACCUGGAAGAUGAGUCGCUGCAGUAGCUCUUUGUCUCAUAACAGCGACACAUUGUUUGAGAUUCUGCUUAGAGUAGAUCCCGAAUGUAUCUUUGAAUACCUUCUUGUUUCGAAGGAAUGGCUGAAGGUGAUAACAAGUCCUUCUUUUCGGAGAACUUAUUCCAAGAAAUGGAAGGACUGCAAUCCCAAACUUGUGGGAUUUUGGGUUAAUGAUUGUAUAGUUCAAUUUUCUCAAGAAUCCUAUGGCCUGCAUUAUCAAAUACCACCUGCUGUCCAGUUGUUGCCUACAAGCAAAGUAGGACGUUUUAUCAAUCAAAGCAAAAUCAUGGGUGAUGCUGGUUAUUUUAUGGCUGCUACAUCUAAAGAUGGUCUCAUACUAUCUGGUAUUAGCCCAAAGAUGUAUUAUGUCAGCAAUCCUCUCACCCAGCAACGAAUUCGAUUGCCUCCACCUCCCCUGCAUUUUGAGCAUGUCUCUACAGCAAUCCUGUCAUCCGAGGAGGAAUUCCUUGAUAUUUGUGAAACAAUCAGAAACUUUAAGUUUAUAUAUGCAAAAGCGACGAACCCUGAUCAUUUUGAAUCAGGUCGAAGCUCUGUUUCUAUUCACACUUUCUAUUCAUCAACAGGCAAGUGGAAUUCAUCGACACUCAAUUGCUCCACAGAUUUUCAACUGCUCCCUGGAGGUGCUGGGGUGGCUAGGGGUGUUAUUUACUGGAAUGCUAUAUCCAAUGGUCGUGGUUUCCUGGCUGCACAUGAUACUAAGAAUCAUCAUGAGAAUGGAUGUCGCAUCCAUUUGAUUGAGCAACCUAUCCGCGAAAAACUCGAUUCAUUCAGUGAUCUUGAAACAUUCAAUGCCAGGUGCCUCGGAAUUUAUGAUGCAGCGUCUCCUGAAGGCUUUCUCCAUUAUGCUGAGGCUGAUUUCAAACUCCUUUGCAUUUGGGUUUUUGAUGACAACAAUUUAGAAGAUGAUGAAGUACAACAAAAGGUUGAACCCUCAGUCAUUUCAAAUAGUCGCUGGAGUUUGUGCUACAAGAUAGAUCUUAUUUCAAUGAGAUUGAGAAAUUCAGUAGCAUUGAAGUCAUGGUGUAUUAAAAUUGCACCAGACACGCCAUUUGAAUUCAUAUCUUUUGUUCCAGGAAGAUCAGACUCCAUUUUUAUAAGGUGGGAAAAACAAUUUUUUGUCUAUCAUAUUGAUAGAGAAAAGUUGGAACGGAUAUGUUUUUAUCUCGAUGAACAUCAUCAUCCAUCUUUGAAAUUACAAGACUUCUGGUGGCUACUCAGGCACGUACCUUUGACACUAUCGGGAUGCUGGCCUUCAUUGCCCUCUUCUAUCUUCCAUGAAAAAGACGGAUAGAAAUCUGUAUUACGUAGUGAGAUUAUAAUGUUAUUCGUUUUCUUCUUCACCAUAAGAAUAUCUCUUCCCUGUAGCUAGCACUCAACAAUUCAAACUGAUUUGUUAGUUGUUACCCUUAAGAUUGUAAUAACGAGUAUGCUAUGAAUUAUUCAUUCUUUCUCUCUUGUUAGAUAAUUGUAGGGUGUUCUAUAGUCAAUCUUCCCAAGGUUUGUAUUUGGUUGGGUACAUGCAAUUUUGUUAUUCCACUAGCAAGUUUAUUUUAAUUUUCAUCGAUAGAUGAAGAGUAUGCCAAAGUAGUCAAGCUCACACUAUGCUUAUAGUAUUGUACUACUCACUAGCUACAUACAUUUAAUCAAGUAUCAAGUAGGUCGUACGGUCUCUGGUUUAAAAUUUUUGUUUUCAUCGGGAAGUUUUGUCGAGAUUGUAAUUAACUUGGUUGAAGAAAAUGUAACAAGGCAUUCCUUAACAAAACAAAUGAUUGUUGUCUUCUAAACUGUGUUGACA